Molecule: messenger RNA, 1062 nt
Organism: Cyphellophora europaea CBS 101466
Lineage: Eukaryota; Fungi; Ascomycota; Eurotiomycetes; Chaetothyriales; Cyphellophoraceae
Exons: 1
Coding region: 1-1062 (353 amino acids)
Biological process (GO): mannosyl-inositol phosphorylceramide biosynthetic process
Molecular function (GO): mannosyltransferase activity
Source: RefSeq, a predicted model, not a curated record
AUGCGACGUCCCACCGUCAUCUUCAUCAUCAUAAUCCUCGCCCUGCUCCUCUUCGCCCUCCACAGUGUCUCCACCUUGCUCUCCCUGCUCAUCGAAGACGCCUCCGCAGACGCCAUCCCUCGCAGUGAACUUCCCGCGAUCGACGACUCCUCCCACCCUGCGCAACGCCCAGAAAUAAUCCCCCGGAUAAUACACCAGACCUACAUCAACGAGUCAAUUCCCGCGCGCUGGCAGGCCGCGCAGAAGUCCUGUAUCGACCUACACACGCCUGACUACGAAUACAUCCUGUGGACCGACGCCAAAUCGCACGACUUCAUUGCCAAAGAAUACGACUGGUUCCUCCCCACCUUCGAAGGCUACAAGCAUCCCAUCCAGCGUGCCGACGCCAUUCGCUACUUUGUGCUCGCGCACUAUGGCGGCGUGUACAUCGACCUGGACGACGGCUGCGAGCGCCGGCUGGACCCGCUGCUCGUGUACCCGGCCUUCGUGCGCCGCACCAUCCCCACGGGCAUCAGCAACGACGUCAUGGGCGCCGUGCCGCAACACCCCUUCUUCGUGCGCGUGACCGAGAGCCUGGAGGGCGCGAACCGCGCCUGGGUCCUGCCGUACGUUACCAUCAUGGCCAGCACGGGCCCGCUGUUCCUCAGCGUCAUGUGGAAGAAGUGGAUGGGCGAGCACGCGGCGCUGGAGGACGAGGGGGAGGAUUGGCCUGGCCGCGUCAGGGUGCUGAUGCCGGACGAGUACGACAAUCACGCGUGGAGUUUCUUCAAAACCUACAAGGGCGACAGCUGGCACGGCAGUGACGCCAAGCUUAUCUUCUGGAUGGGCAAGAAUUGGAUGCUCUUGACGGCCGCGGGCUUCAUGCUCGCUGGUGUCGUGGGCGUUGCGGCUUGGUGGGUUUAUACGCGCCUGUUCGGCAUGGGCAAGCGCAAGGGCCGCAACAAGUCCCCCUCGAGGUUUUCCUGGUCGCCCAUCGCCCAGCGGUUGCCGCUCUGGAGAAGGGUUAUGGGCGGUGGCGGCGGCAAAGGCGAUUAUGAGCUGGUCGAGCAGCACGAUGCGUAA